Messenger RNA from Rubroshorea leprosula, 2577 nucleotides. The record is from the annotation of a GenBank genome assembly. NCBI's taxonomy places the organism in Eukaryota, Viridiplantae, Streptophyta, Magnoliopsida, Malvales, Dipterocarpaceae.
AAUAUAUUAAUAAAUACUUACAAACUGAGGGCACAGGGCACAGGGCAAGAAAAUUCUUAUAUUAUUAAUUAUUUUGGUGGGCCAUUACGUGCACUGCUGGCAUGUUAUAUAAUGGUGAAAUCGGUGGAUCUACUGGUCCAUCUCCUUCUUCAACGGUCCCGCCAAGCUCCAGUCCUUUGCCACCAAGCCCCUUUAUAGGUGUUUGUUAUGGAAUGCUUGGGAGCAACUUACCAAACGCAACAGAAGUUGUAGCUUUCUACAAGCAGAAUAACAUCCAAAGAAUGAGGCUCUAUUAUCCAGACUCAUAUGCUCUCCAGGCACUUAGAGGCUCCAACAUUGAGGUCAUGCUUGGUGUUCGCAACUAUGAACUUCAACAGAUUGCUGCCAAUCAAACCUAUGCAGAUGAAUGGAUUCAGAUAUAUGUCAAGGACUAUGGUGAUGUCAAGUUUCUCUAUAUUGUUGUUGGGAACUUAGUGAGUCCUUCAGAUUCAUACGCACAAUUUUUAGUUCCUGCAAUGGAGAAGAUUCACAAAUCAGUUUCAGCUGCUGGACUUGAGAUCAAAGUAUCCACAACAAUCAACACAAGCGCCAUUCAAUCAUUCUUCCCUCCAUCAAAUGGCUCUUUCAAAUCAGAAUACAAGUUGAUGCUUGAUCCUGUCAUCCACUUCUUAGUGAACAGUUCAGCCCCAUUACUUGUUAACUUGCAUCCAUAUUUCAGUUACAUUAACAACUCCAAUGACAUGAGUCUCGAUUUUGCUCUCUUCACAUCUCCAUUGCCUGUGUUUCCAGAUCGUCAUUUACAAUACAGCAAUCUUUUUGAUGCACUUUUGGAUGCCAUUUAUGCAGCGCUUGAAAGGUCUGGUGGGGGUUCUUUGGAUACUGUGAUAUCGGAGAGUGGUUGGCCCUCAGCUGGUGGAAUGGCAGCAACCAUUGAGUAUGCAGGGACAUACAAACUCAACCUGAUACAACAUGUGAAAGGGGGGACACCGAAGAAACCCGGAAGGCCUAUUGAAACUUACAUUUUUGCCAUGUUUGAUGAGAAUAACAAAGAGCCGGAGCUUGAGAAACACUGGGGGCUUUUUUUACCAAACGAGCAGCCUAAACACCAGUCUCUUAUGACACCAAUAUUCAAGCCAAGCUCUGCUGUUUUAGACCCAGCAGUCCCUGCAUUGACUCCAAAUGGAGCAUCUCCUAAAGGAAGAAAAAACAGGACAGGAUUAUGGGUGGGGACAAUUAUUGGAGCAUGUGUUAUAAUUUCUAGCAUAGGUUUCACCUUGUUCAUUUUUUGGAGAAAGGUGAAAGAGAGUGAAUUAGUUGUUCUUGAUGUAUUUAGAAAUGGCAUGGGACCAUGGGAGUUCUCUUAUGAUGAAUUAGCUAAAGCAACAAAGAAUUUUGCAGAUGGAGAGAAGCUUGGUGAGGGAGGGUUUGGAGAGGUUUAUAAAGGAUUCUUGAGAGAUUUAAAUGCAGAUGUUGCAGUUAAAAGGGUCUCAAGAAGGUCUAAACAAGGGAUCAAGGAGUACACAUCAGAAGUGAAGAUUAUUAGCCGACUGAGGCACAAAAAUUUAGUGAAGCUCAUAGGUUGGUGCCGUGAAAAGGAACUUUUACUUGUUUAUGAGUUCAUGCCUAAUGGCAGCCUCGAUUCCCAUCUCUUCAAAGGAAGAAGCCAAUUGCCAUGGAAGCUUAGAUACAAAAUUGUGCAGGAUUUGGCAUCUGCUUUGUUGUAUCUGCAUGAAGAAGGAGACUUAUGUGUGCUACAUAGGGAUAUUAAAACAAGCAACAUUAUGUUAGAUUCAGCUUUUAAUGCUAAGCUUGGGGAUUUUGGAUUAGCAAGGCUAGUUGACCAUGAAAAAGGGUCUCAAACAACUCUUAUGGCUGGAACUAUGGGCUAUAUGGCUCCUGAGUGUCACACCAAAGGCAAGGUGAGCAAGCAGUCAGAUGUCUAUAGCUUUGGAGUUGUGGCACUUGAAAUUGCAUGUGGUAGAAGGUCCAUAGAACCUAGAUAUGAGGAGGAUCAGGUGUCACUGGUGGCUUGGGCCUGGGAUGCAUAUGAGAAACAAAUGCUUCUUGAUGUAACUGACAAAAAUUUCGGUGCAGAUUUUAAUGAGAAUGAGAUGGAGUGUUUGACACUUGUUGGACUCUGGUGCACCCAUCCUGUCCAUAGUUUGAGACCGCCAAUCAGGCUGGCGCUGCAGGUGCUUAGUUUUGAGGUACCACUGCCGAGUCUUCCAGCUAAGAUGCCCCUUCCGACGUAUGGUAUUCCAAAUACUUCUGAAGUCAGGACAAGUGAAACUUGUCUGUCAAAUCUGAACGUUACUAUUCCUCGUUAAUGAAGGAUGACACUGAACAUAAUUGUGUGUGUAUGUAAUACUCUGUCUAGUGUUUUCUUUUCCGUAGAAAUUGUGGCUCAUAUAUGGUAUGAUUUUUAUUUCUUGUAAAAUAUAUGCUAAAUUGCUAAUGAUUCCAUAUGUCAAAUAUAUAAGGAUUGGUGUUUGCUUUGCUUCCUUUGUAAUUUAAGUGCAGAAAGCUGACAUGCUUAUUUUUGUUUAAAAGGUUUAAGAUUAAAGAUUGGGUUUUCAG